Messenger RNA from Raphanus sativus (radish), 1065 nucleotides. RefSeq names its product transcription initiation factor TFIID subunit 11. Gene Ontology annotation, biological process: transcription initiation at RNA polymerase II promoter; RNA polymerase II preinitiation complex assembly. The transcript is spliced from 5 exons. The record is from RefSeq and is a predicted model, not a curated record. Bases 136 to 768 code for a protein of 210 amino acids. Gene Ontology annotation, cellular component: transcription factor TFIID complex; nucleus. NCBI's taxonomy places the organism in Eukaryota, Viridiplantae, Streptophyta, Magnoliopsida, Brassicales, Brassicaceae. Gene Ontology annotation, molecular function: transcription coactivator activity; protein heterodimerization activity.
UUUUUUUUUUGUCCUUUGUCCCAUAACAGAUCACGAUCCCUCCUAUAGCAUCCGCCUGAAAUUUUUUGGAGCUUCCCAGUUGCGCUCCGGGCCUCUUGAAAAUCGGAUCCGAGUAUCAAAGGUUUCAGGGAAAAAAUGAAGCAUUCGAAGGAUCCGUUUGAAGCAGCGAUAGAGGAGGAGGAGGAGCAAGACGAAUCACCGCCGGAAUCACCCGGAGGCGGAGGCGAUGAGGAGGGACGGAUUGAAAUCGACCAGGCUCCGGAGGAGAGUGAGAGAGACGUGGGUGGUGGUGUUCGCCGUCAGAACAAGAAAUCUAAAACCUCCUCCUCCGUUGUUGUUGUUGCUGAAGGGAAGAACAAAGAUGAAGAUGAAGAAGAAGAGGAAGAGAACAUGGAAACUGAGCUAACCAAGUAUCCAACUACUGCUGAUCCAGCUAAGAUGGCCAAGAUGCAGGUCAUUUUGUCGCAGUUCACUGAGGAUCAAAUGAGCAGAUAUGAAUCUUUUAGGAGAUCUGCUUUUCAAAAAGGAAACAUGAGGAAGUUAUUGCAGGGAGUGACAGGGAGUCAGAAGAUCAGUAUGCCAGUUAUAAUUGUGAACUGUGGUAUCGCAAAGAUGUUUGUUGGUGAACUAGUUGAAACAGCUAGAGUUGUAAUGGGGGAAAGGAACGACUCAGGACCUAUCAGACCUUGCCAUAUCAGAGAGUCUUAUAGGAGACUUAAGCUCGAAGGCAAAGUACCUAAAAGAUCUGUUCCACGUCUUUUCCGCUAAGUCAGAACAAGAUCCAAAAGAGGAGUUACUUUCUCAGCCCCAUUAGAUAUGAGUCUACGGAGUUAAGCUGGAGUGAUUUGCCUGUCAGUCGCAUUGGAAAGGAUAUUUCUCUGGUCGGUUAUAUUGUUCUUCGUUGCUGCGAAACUUUGUGAUAAAACUCUUUGCUUUGAGUACCUAUAAUCAAUCUAUCUUUGUAUGCAGAUCUUUUUACCUUUUAUGUGCUGAUCUGAUGUACUUGGGUUUCAGGUUUUCGUUUGUAAUUGGUUCAGUUUUAAUAAUACUGGGUUAUUUGGUUUA